Ceratitis capitata (Mediterranean fruit fly) is the source of this 3494-nucleotide messenger RNA. Its product is annotated as galectin-4. Bases 1313 to 2515 code for a protein of 400 amino acids. Lineage: Eukaryota; Metazoa; Arthropoda; Insecta; Diptera; Tephritidae. Gene Ontology annotation, molecular function: carbohydrate binding; galactoside binding. The record is from RefSeq and is a predicted model, not a curated record. The transcript has 4 exons.
AAAUUAAAAUAAAUAAACAACUCAAAAAAUUACAACAACAUUCAGCGCAAAUUAUACAAAGCAAGUGGUCAAACCGGUGCGAAGCGUUAAGUUAUUUAUUAUAUAGGCGCACGCUGAAAACACCUGUCUGCCUUUUUAAAAGCAACAACAACAACAACAACAACGACAACUAUCAAAUGUUAUUUCCUUGUUGACAUUUAACAAGUGGAAAAUAAACAAAAAUCAACGUAAAUGACUAACACGAAAUGCACGUUAACUUUUUUUAUUGGCCAACAACAAUAGCAAAGCAUACACGUAGCAAAGCACAAAUUGUAACAAUAACAAUAACAAUAACAAGGAUUGAUAAAACACAAAAUAUUGUACAUGAAAAAAAGAUAUCCAGCAGUUUUUAGCAGGCAGAAAGUUCAAUAGGCCGGCAUAGCUUUGCAAAGCAAAUUUGUAUGAACCAAGCUUACUCGUCAAGAAAGGCAGACAGUUGGAAAGUGUGCCGGUAAAACAAGUGGUGAUUCAUGCGGCAUUGAGUGUUUGUAAAUUUUGAGAAUAUUUGGCAGGCAAAUGAGCGCCGGUAACACCGCCGAAAUGUAAUAAGAGAUGACUGAGACUAGAUAGAAUACUAAACGAAAUUGAAAAAGGCAAACAAAAGCGCUAAAGCCAAUAACAAAAUAAAGGCUAAAAACUUACAUGUAUACGUAAAAAAUGUGUAAGCCUUGAACAGACCAAAUAAAUGUUCAUAAUAAUAAUAAUAAGCCGAUGACACACCACAGUCAACAGACAGCGAAACAUAUACACGUAUGCAUGUGCAUGUGUAUGGGCAUUGCACGAAAUUAAUGUGAAUAAUUUAUUUGAUAUUGAUUGAUUGAUAUACGCUUAAGUCCCGACAAAAAAGGAUAUUAAUGAAAAAUGCAAAAAUUAUAAAACAAUAAAUAAUAAUAAUCAAAAAUCUUCCUUUUGCUGCCAUAAAUGCAUAAGUAGUUAAAGCAAAGUUCUUCAAAUCCUACCAAAAUAAGCGGCAAAGAUCACAUGCAAGAAAAGGACUCAAAAAAGUUCCAGGUUGUUUGAUAGCGGUUAUAUUAAGUGACGCACACAGCUAUUUAUAUACACAUACAUAUACAUAUGUUUUAAUAUUGUAUUAAACACUGACUUUCGAAAAGGCCUUCAACGAUUUAAUGCAGUUUGUUGCUCCACUUUUGAGUUUCUCAGCAAAUUAAUCUAUUAUUAUAUAUUUAAUUACACGCGUUGUUUGUAUCUACAUACAUAAAAUCUCUAAUAACUUUGCUUAGAUCAUAGAAAAUAAUAAAUAAUUAAACAAAAAAUGUGCUUUCGCGGUAUAAUCGAUUGCCUCUUCGGCUGUUGUAGGUCGAAGAAAACACACGGCCUCAAUGAGAGUUCGUUCUACGACUAUGUGGAACCGUUACCCGUGUAUCAAAACGAAAAGAUCGGCACCUUGAAGGAGGGCGUUAGCUUUACGGUGACCGGCAGCAUUUUGCUCAACUGCGAGCGAUUUUCCAUCAAUUUCAUUAUUGAGAACACACAUCGCGACGUUGCGCUGCACAUCAAUCCGCGCCUGCCACAAAACUACAUUGUGCGCAACACGAAAGUGAAAGGUGUCUGGGGCAAGGAGGAGGUCUCAUCAGCACUGCCAUUCUCACUGCAUCGUGGUAGCACAUUCGCCAUACAGAUAUUCAUAAUGGAUAGCGAUUAUCUGAUCUCUGUGAAUGGCGUACAUUUCGCCAAAUAUGCGCAUCGUUUGCCCUACGCAUCGGUAUCCACUAUUGAGGUGAAAGGCGACGUGGAGGAUGUGAGUAUGGAACGUGCAGAGGUGGAUUUCUACCCCGAACACAUACCCGGCUUCGAUCCCAAAGAGAUACGUACGGCGCUGGAUAUUUUCGAUGAACAGCCGAAUGGCGAUAAGACCGCGCUGAUGCCAUACGAUGAAGUGGAUGGCUCGAAUUUAGAUUGGGCACCGCUGGGCAUUAAAAGUUCGAUAGCUUUAAUGAAGAAUAUCGCUUGUGGCAUACCGUUGCCCUACUAUGGCUUGCUGCCAGCGGAUUCGUUGAAAGUGGGGCGUUGCUUGCAGAUUGUGGGGCGCGUUAAGCUGCUGCCACAAUCAUUCUACAUUAAUCUCCAAAAGGGCCAGCAGUACUGGCCACAUCCGAUUAUCGCAUUUCAUUUCAAUCCGCGUUUUUCGAAGCAGAGCGGCGCUAUUGGGAAGGCGAUUGUGUGUCGAAAUGCUUGGCUUGAUGGCGCGUGGGCGGAGGAGGAGCGCUCAGAAUUGGAUACAGAAUUUCGCCCGGGCAAAAUAUUUCGGCUGGCCAUUGUGUGUGCGGAGAAUGCAUUUGAAGUGUAUUUGAAUGAAAAACUUAUAACCGACUUCAGGUACCGUAUCAAACCGGAUAUCGUGGAUACGGUCUAUAUACAGGGUGAUAUAAAAUUGCGUAGCGUUGUGCUGCUUAGCAAUUUGUCGCCAAAGGGCACGAGACGCAUUUACACAAACCCGCUAUUCAGGUAUAACUAAUGAAUGGUGGCGGCGUAAGAAAAGGAAAAUGGGGGCACUAAAGUAAAAGUGGAUAAAUAGCGCUCUCUGCAGUGCAUAGUUCUUAUGCGUUCGAAAUGGAAGAAUGGAAAGCUGUAAAGCUUUCGCCACGGCUGCGAAUCCGUGAGAGCCAUACUUGAUAUGGCUGUGCAAAUAGGUGUUACUUUAUUUUACUGUUACCAAACACAUUUAUGCAUAUAUUUUGUUUUCCGAACAAUAUAUAUAUUUUUUAUAAUCUAUCUAUAAAGUUCAUUUCACUAUUAAUUAGCAGCUUAGCUUUAGUCAAAAAAAAAAAUUAAAAAAAAAUCAAACACUCAUAACACUCAAUCAAAGAUUAGACCAAAAUAUUACUUUAUAAAAUAAUUAUUUAACCAAAAACGGCGUUUGAUAAGACACAAAUUGUUAUAAGAAUUUUCGUGUUUUCGAUUCCAUGAAUUUGUUCUCUAUCAAUACAUUUGUAUGUAUGCGAAUAAUACUUCAAUAAAAGACGUUAACAAACUCUAUAACUAUGUAUGUACAUAUACUCGAAAGCUAACUCGUCUUAAAAUUAAUUUCCCAGACAAUAAUUAACCUAGUCAAUGAGUGUGUGGAAGAAAAGAAAGAAAAACCAACCGGUGGUGUUCAAAGUAGUUGUCGGUUGGUCUUGUUACACUUGUAUACUUUUACAUAUACGUAAAUAUUUUGCAUUAAAUAUGUAAGUUUUUCAAAACUCGAAGCUUAAAUUUUAAAAUUAAAAUUACCUUAAAGGAUUUGUGAUGUUUUAUUGUUAUAAAAAUCUAUCGUUAGAAAUCUACUUAAAUAAUUGAAAGUGUUUGAAUUGAAAAUCGGAACAUUUUAUAUACUCUACAUAUAUAUUUGUUGUAUUCUAAGCUGUUUGUCUUGAAUAAUUAUGCGCUGUAUUACUUUAAACUAAAUAAUAAAUAGAUUACGUCUGCUUUUAAAAUGAGCUGCAAUAUGAAAA